UCUCGGCGUCUUUCUCCAGUUCUGGCCAGUACACGCUUCCUUAGCAACGGGUUGCCCUUAGCAACAGGAGGACGCGAGCACCCGCUGAGGUCUGAGGCGCUGGACGAACCAUGUCGGACAUCCUAUGCCAGUGGCUCAACCAGGAAUUGAAGGUGUCCCGGACCGUGAGUCCCAAGUCAUUUGCAAAGGCAUUUUCCAGUGGCUAUCUAAUUGGAGAAGUUCUGCACAAGUUUGAACUUCAGGAUGAUUUUUCAGAAUUUUCAGAAAGCAGGGUUUCAGGUGCCAAACUUAAUAAUUUUUCUCGCUUGGAGCCAACACUUCACCUUCUGGGUGUGCAGUUUGAUCAGAAUGUGGCCCAUGGCAUCAUCACAGAAAAGCCUGGGGCAGCAACAAAACUUUUAUAUCAAUUAUACAUUGCUCUUCAGAGAAAGAAGAAAAGUGGGCUAACUGGAAUGGAAAUGCAAACCAUGCAACCCCUGACAAACUUAAACCUUCAAAACAUGAAAAGUGAUGCUUUUCGAGAGAGACUUAAAAACCUGAUACCACGUCAAACUGAUUUCAAUCUGAUGCGGGUUACAUACAGGUUUCAAGAAAAACAUAAACACAUGAAAGAAGAUCUUGCCCGUGUGCAUUCUGAGAAGUUUAAAAGAUUUCAAAAACUCCAGGAAGAACAAAGAUGUUUUAAAAUUGAAAAGCAACGUAUAAGCAGAAGACGGCAAAAUGAAAUAAUGGCCCAAAUCCAAGCAGCUAUCAUACAGAUUCCUAAACCUACGUCAAAUUGUACUUUGAAAGCACUUGAGGCACAAAAAAUGAUGAAAAAGAAAAAAGAGGCAGAGGAUGUGGCCAAUGAAAUUAAGAAGUUUGAAGCAUUAAUAAAAAAGGAUCUCCAGGCAAAAGAAAGUGCAUCCAAGACUUCUUUAGAUACAGCAGGCCAGACAACUACAGAUUUGUUAAACACUUACUCGGAUGAUGACUACAUUAAAAAAAUCCAGAAGCGCCUAGAAGAAGAUGCUUUUGCACGAGAACAAAGGGAGAAAAGACGGAGGAGAUUGUUAAUGGACCAGUUAAUAGCUCAUGAAGCACAAGAGGAGGCCUAUCGGGAGGAGCAGCUGAUUCACCGGCUGAUGCGGCAGUCCCAGCAGGAGCGCAGGAUAGCCGUGCAGCUCAUGCACGUUCGGCAUGAAAAGGAAGUCUUAUGGCAAAACAGAAUUGUCAGAGAAAAACAAUAUGAGGAAAGACGACUUAAAGAAUUCCAGGAUGCUCUUGAUCGAGAAGCGGCUUUGGCAAAACAAGCUAAGAUUGAUUUUAAAGAACAAAUUCUCAGAGAGAAGAAAGUUCAUGAACAGAUUGCUGUGGAAAGAGCUGAAGCUCUUUAUAAAAAGCAUUAUUCAAUAUGUGCAGAGAUUUUGGAUCAAAUACUUGAUUUUUCCACUAAAGUGGCAGACUAUCGAAUGUUGACAAAUAAUAUGAUUCCGUAUAAGCUUAUGCAUGAUUGGAAGGAACUGUUUUUUAAUGGGAAGCCCAUAUACGAACAAGCAUCUAUUAAGCCACUACCUGCUAAACCCUCAGCAGAACAACUUUUAGAACUGGAAAAAAGGGACUUGCUAGAUAGCAAUGAUUAUGAACAAUAUAAGAACAUGGUUGGAGAGUGGGCCUUACCAGAAGAAAUGGUUGAUAAUUUACCACCCUCCAACAAUUGCAUAUUGGGCCAUGUGCUUCACAGACUGUUUGAAAAAUCUCUUCCUCCUCAUCUUGAAUCAACAGCACCUGAAUUUCCUUCCUUUGCUGUUAAAGGAUGCUUAUUGGGGAAAACAUUUAGUGGAAAAACUACCAUUCUAAAAUCUCUACAGAAAGACUUUCCUAUUCAGAUCCUUUCUAUUGACACUCUUGUCCAAGAAGCUAUACAAGCAUUUCAUGACAAUGAAAGAGUCAGUGAGGCCCCUCCAAUUCAGAAAGAAGAUGAAGAAGAGGCUCUACCAGUUGUGCAAGAGGAGAGUCAAGGAAGCCAGGAUCCACAAAAAGUAUUUUCAGCUGGUCCAGUCUCAGACGAAGUAGAUCAAGUACUACCAGAAACAGAAGGUACUGAUACUAAUAAAACACCAAAAGCUGAAGAAGUCGAAUCAAGUGAUAAUGUCUUCAAACUCACUGUGCGUGCUCAGCUUGGUGCAAAAUCAGAACACCUGCUGAAGAAAGGAAAGAGCAUUCCUGACAUGUUGCUAGUUGACAUCAUGGUAAAUGCUAUUAAUGAGAUACCUGUGGAUCAAGGCUGGGUCCUGGAUGGUUUUCCAAUGACAUUAAACCAAGCGCAACUCCUGGAGGAAGCUCUUACCGGCCACAGCAGAAACCUCGUAGAAAUGGAGAGAAAGAAAGCACAGAUAUCCACAUUGGUUGCUGAUCCUUCGACUUCCAAAGAAGUACCUCCUCCCUCUCCUGCAUUUGAUUUUGUUGUAUUAUUAGAUAUUUCAGAUAUUUCCUUACUGAGUCGCAUGAAUGAUGUCAUAGCUGAAGAAUUUUCACAUAAAAUUGCUCACGAAGAUAUCAAUCAACAUGUAGCUGCUGAAAACCAAGAUAUGCAUGGGGACCAGAAUUUGAGAGACCAAAUUCACCAUAGAAUUAUAGGCUUCUUGGACAACUGGCCUUUAUUGGAGCAAUGGUUUUCAGAGCCAGAAAAUAUUUUGAUAAAAAUCAAUGCUGAAGUAGAUAAAGAGUCUUUACACCAAACAGUAAAAGAAAUUUUUAUGACUGAAAUAGUGAAAAAAAAGAAUAAAGUUGAAAAGGAAUUAGAAGAAAAGGAAGCUAAGAAAAAAGCAGCAGCUUCUCUGGCUGAGCCUCCACCUCCUGCUCCUCCUCCCCCUCCUCUUGAACCAGAAAAAGAGAAGGAAAUUCAUCCUCAGCAUAAGCCUUCAAAAACUCCUAUUGCAAAAGGAAAACCACAAUCAGAAACCUCACGUGGUAAGCAAGAAUCUCUUCAGGAAGGAAAAGGGAAGAAAGGUGAAACUUCACUGAAAAGAAAAGGUUCUCCUAAAGGAAAAUCGCCAGGAGGAAAAACACCACUAAAGAAAUCACCUGUCAGCUCUGCAGAUAUAUCACCUACUCCAGUAGUGCCACCACCACCUAAGCCAGGAUCAGAAGAAUGGGUCUAUGUGGAUGAACCAAUUCCUGAGGAACUACCUUCAUUUUUAGUACCUUACUGGGAACUAAUAGAAAAUUCCUAUAUAAAUACCGUCAAAACAGCACUCAGACAUCUGAGAGAAUACCAGAAGACUGUGCUUGCUUACUUACAUGAGAUUAGAAUAAGUUUCCAGGAGUUCCUAAGGCGUCCAGAUUACAAGCAAGAUUUUGUAGCUCAGUGGCAGGCUGAUUUCAACUCUCUUCCUGAUGACCUGUGGGAUGAUGUGGAAACAAAGGCUGAACUACACCAAAGAGUGAAUGAUCUGAGAGACCGCCUGUGGGAUAUUUGUGACACUCAGAAGGCAGAUGCAGAGCGGGAGCGGCUGGACAUCAUCAAUGAGAGCUGGUUACAGGACUCUGUUGGAAUAACAAUCAACCAUUUCUUUUCACUGAUGCAGGCAGAAUUGAACCGUUUCCAAGAUACAAAGAGACUCCUUCAAGAUUAUUACCGGGGGAUGGAAUGCAAAAUCCCAAUAGAUGACAACAAGCGAUUUACUCAAAUCCCAUUGGUCCAGCUGGAUAGUAAAGACAUUUUGGAAAACCAACUUAAAAUUCCUCUAGUUCCUCGAGUAUCCAUUUCUCAAGAAGCAGUUACGUCUAAACCCAAAACAAAAGCAAUACUGAAAGGCAAGAUCGAUUAUUCGCUGGAAAACGUAGAGUUAAACUUCGAGGCAGAUGAGAAGUUGAUAAUGGACACCUGGCAGCAGGCUUCUUUAGCAAUAUCUCACAUGGUGGCUGCUGAAAUUCAUCAGAGGCUUAUGGAAGAAGAAAAAGAAAACCAGCCAGCAGACCCCAAAGAAAAACCUCCUCAGGCGGGUGCAAAUAAAAAAGGCAAAAAGGAACCACCCCCCAAAAAAAAGGCAGACAAAAAACCCAAAGGUAAAUCACCACCUACGGCAGAAGCUGCUCCUGCAAUAGUAACACCAGAAGAAAUUGCCGAAGUUGAAAAGAAAAAUGAACUGAGGCUCAAAAUAAAAGAAGAACAUCUUUCUGCCCUGCAAUUUGAAGAGAAAGCCACACAGUUUCGACUUGAACUGAUAAAGGCAAAAGCAUUGGCUGCCCUUGAAGAUUUAGUAACAAAGGCGGUCAAUGUAUAUAAACUCUUGGAAAAAUGGCUUGGUGAAAGAUACUUGAAUGAAAUGGCCAGCAUAGAAAAGUUAACUGAAGUAGCUCGCUAUCAUAUUGAAACAUCUACAAAAAUUCAGAAUGAACUUUAUUUAAGCCAAGAAGACUUCUUCAUUAAUAGCGAUAUAAAAGUCUUCCCGGAUCCUCCCCCACCAAUACGUCCUCCACCCAUAGAAAAGGAGGAAAAUGGCACCCUGACCAUUGAACAGCUUGACAAUCUUCGAGAUCAGUUCUUAGAUAUGGCACCUAAAGGAGGCAGAAGGUGGCUUCAUGGAUUACAGACAGCCCUCCAGAACUUUCUCAAGGGAUAUCCUGCAAUUGUCCAGCAACUGCAUUCAGCAAGCAAAGGCAAAAGUGACAGCAGUCAACAGAAAGCCAAAGACCUUCUAGAAUCCCUUCUUCAAGCCAACAUUAUUAAAUUUGCCCACUUUUUGGUGGAUGUCAUUAAUGUCCUUAGCAUUCUGUCCCGUGUCAGUCAAAACAGAAAUUCUUCAAUUGCUGACAUAUUUUCCACCUUAGAGUCAACACUGGAAAUGCUCCAAAUAUAUCAAACAAGACCAGGACCAAAAGAACGCAGGGUGGAUUCAGUCACAUCCUUUCAUGGUAACUGCCUCAGAGGAAAAGAAAACAUUUCUGCCAUGAGACUCAUGGUUUUAACACAUCUUAUCAAGAGGCUGGAAGGCUGCUUCAGAGAUGCCAGCCACUAUGUGAUGAGGGCUACCAUGAUUGGAAGCUUUAAGUUGUGGCCCACAAAAAUAAAUCAAGAAUUUGGAGAAAGAGAGGUAUCUAUCCUGCUUGCACAUUAUGAACCAGUAUUAGAAGCUGCCAAUGUGAAACUUGAUGAGGUGGACACUGAAUGGGGCAUGUUGAAAUUCGAGAUUUAUGCCAGAUUUCAGAACAUUCGAAAAUUGACUUGGGAUUUUGUAAAUUCCAUUUAUUUACACAAGUAUCCAAAUAUCCUGACACUAGUUGACCUAGUGCUGACACUUCCUGCAAGUUCAGCUGAAGCAGAACGUGGCUUUAGUCAGAUGAAACGGACCAAGUCACACAUGCAUGCUAAAAUUGAGGAUGAAAGCAUGACGGAUGCCUUGAUCAUUCAUUUGAACUCUCCAGAUAUUAAUAAUUUUGACCCUAGGGAAGCUAUUCAUUUAUGGAAUACAAGAACACUAUCUUCAGCUGGUGACACAAGACCUAAUUCGGAUUGCUCAUCAAACUCAGAUAGCCAUUAUGAAAGUGAUUAGUUAUGUGACAAAUGUUGACAUUGUUAUUGGUCAUAGAAAUAAAAUAAAAUAAAAUAAAUGAUUUUCAAAAACCUAAAAUUUAAAAGUAAAACAGUAACCUGUCUUCACAUCAAACAUAAGAGACAUUUGGCAUCUUCCAAACAUACAAAGUAAAAUUCCAAGAUUGAUUUUCCUGUAACUUUCUGACUCUACUUAUGUAUUCACACAUUCUUUUGCAUUCUUUGGGUAGAGGUAUAUGCUUCUAAACAAUGGUUAUUUUAAUGUCAUCUUUCUGAGAGUUAUCACUGAGGGUAACCACUAUAAUUAUGGUUUGUGUUCUCUUAAGUCGGCAUACAAUUUACUGUUUUUCUGAGAUAAUUCUAAAUGAUAGCUACAUUAGAUAACUAAUCUAGGGCCAGAUUAAAAGAGAGCUUCUCUUGCUAUCCAUGAACAAAAUUUGUAAGAGAAUCUAUUUAUGUUAUUGUAUUAGGUAUGAAAAUCAUAUCACUACAUGCCUUGGCCAUUUAAGUAACAAGGUCAAAUAUUAAAAUAGUUUUCACAUUUCAUACUAAGAGCCUCAGAUAAAAAAUUCUUAUGUAAACUGAAAGUAUUGUCUUAACAACAUUUUGUUUUAUACCAUAGCCAUUAAAGACAGUGGAAACACAUACAACUUUGCAGAAUUUUAAAAUACUUGGAAUAUCCUCAUGGUUUCAAUAGAUUUUAUUUAUGGUUGUAUCUUGAGGAACAUGACUGAUUUAUGUCUAAUCUGUCUGAAAACCAGGAUGGUAUCCUAUAGAGCUCAGUUUACUGAAAAUUCAACUACCUGGAAAAUGUUUUCAUCUCUAUAAAAUUGGUUACUCAGAUUUGAUCCAAAAGGAUACAGAAUUUAUUUCUGAACAGCCAGCUAGAUGGCCUAUUAUAUCAAAGAAAGAAAGAUCCCAUUCUUGCUACCCAGAAAAUUAUCUUCCAAAUAUCAAAAUUGUAUAUUUGCCUUGAAACACUGACAUUCUAAAAGGAUUAUUGCAUUUCCCUAGAGGUUAGAGGAAAUGGUAAACUUCACAUGGACUUUUAGAAAUGCUAAAAACUUAGAUGUAAAAAGAAAACUUUGGGAUACUAUGUCUAUGUUUCACUCUUUUUAUUUCUAAACAAAGAAGAAUAUCUAUGUACUCUGGACCUGAAAUAUACCCAGAUACACAUUAGGAGUCUCUCCUGGCUCUAGAAGGUAUCUCUGCUUUGUGAGUUAGCCAGACAUUUUUUAAGCAUAUUCAUUUAUUUUGUUUUCCUAUUUCUUUUUUGAUGCAUGUGCAUGCAAUUCGAAAGUAGACAUCUCUUUUAGAUAGGGUUAAGUAAAUUAGUGUAUAAGGGGAAAGCAUGUUAAAGGUUAGUAAUCUUAGGGAAUAUUGAGCCAAUUAGAUGAUUAAAUUAGCACUUUCAAUCUAAUAAUUUAACAAUUCAUAUCUCCUUACAUCUACAAAAGCAAAUAUAUUCUGAUCUAAAGGGCAAAAAGAGGAUAAAUAUGUUACCUUGAUUGCAGUGGUGAUCUGUAUGCAUUUAAAACACCUUUAUCUCACAUUUACCAAAAUACAUUAUUCUUGUGCCCCACUGUAUAUAGGAAACCUUAGAGUAAUAUUUUUAAAACUUCAGGCUAUUCUGAGUAAAAGAUCAAAUAAAACUCCAAUUACCAUUUAACAAUUUUUCCCAGUCUGAAAUAAAUUAUUACUAAGCCCAAAAAGGUAUUUUGACUCAGUUGAGAAACAAUAAUGAAAAAGUAUCAGGAAAUUGAUUAUUAUUUUUAUGUUUUCAAGAUGGCUUC
This is a messenger RNA of Lemur catta (Ring-tailed lemur), 7329 nucleotides long. RefSeq names its product sperm flagellar 2 (gene SPEF2). Gene Ontology annotation, cellular component: manchette; sperm midpiece. Gene Ontology annotation, biological process: sperm axoneme assembly. NCBI's taxonomy places the organism in Eukaryota, Metazoa, Chordata, Mammalia, Primates, Lemuridae. The coding region runs from base 111 to 5537 and encodes 1808 amino acids. The transcript has 35 exons. Gene Ontology annotation, molecular function: protein dimerization activity. The record is from RefSeq and is a predicted model, not a curated record.